AUCAACUUCCCGCCAAAAAUCCCGGGUAAAAAAUGGGUCUAAAGCGGGUUACAAUCAUCCCUCGCAAGCUCAUAGCUCUUUCUUGUUCGCCGCAUCAACUCUGGUCCGAAGCUUCUUCUUCUUCUUCUGUAAUUCGUCGGGAAUAUCCGCUCCAGAUCUGCCCAUCUUCCCCAUCUUCAUUGACGGACCUGCGACUCCUGUUCUCGUGAUUUCGAGAAAUUUCGACAAGCGAACCCUAGGAUGUGCCUUGUUUCCGGUAGGGCUAGUUCAAUACUUCAAAGUCCACUCCAGAAAAGACAACUUCAUAAUUUGAUAGUCCUUAGAUGUACUAGUCGAUGAGCUUCUUCUUUCUUCCAACAAGGGCAACUCGUAACAGUUAAGAGCUGGCAUUGAGCUCAGCUGCAAGUACAGUAACCACUAAUGGCGGAAGAACACCGAGAAGAGCACAGCAGUGAAGAGACAGCCCGCCUGCAAAUUCCCACAGGAAAGGUGAAGAAGAUCAUGAAGCUCGACAAGGAUGUCAAGAAGGUCAAUCCAGAAGCUCUGUUUCUCAUCUCCACAUCCACUGAGCUCUUCCUCAAACUCCUUGCUGAGAAAUGUGCCGAAGUCGCAGUCCAGAAGAAGAGGAAAACAGUCAAUCUAGAGAUCUUAGUGGCUGGCGUGAAAAGGCACCGGCCCACCACUGGUUUUCUCCUAGACUCUCUGCCGCAGCCUUCUGAACCAGCCCACAAACCAACGAAAGGAAGCCGCAAUCGCUCCAAAGAUAAGCCAGUCUCUGCAGGGACUCGAAAAAUCGAUGCUUUCUUUCUGAAAUGUACUUAGGGGUUAUUGGUUGAUGUUGCAAGAACUGUUUUGAGGAUGUUUGAAUAUGAAAUUAAAGAGAAAUUUCAAUCAAUUUGUUUUUGAGAAAAUCACAUAUAUGUAUGAUUAGAAGGCAGAGGGUGACUGGUCGAAAUCAAUGGUUGUGGCUUCUACUCUGGACUGAGGAUCCGUUGAAGCAAAUCGGUACGCGAAGUCAUUUAAAAUGUCAAGCACACUCAAAGAAUGCAACUGAAACCCAUACUUCUGGGGGCAUGUGAGUAUCAAGAAAAGAUUGAUCCAUUG
Messenger RNA from Cuscuta campestris, 1104 nucleotides. The record is from the annotation of a GenBank genome assembly. Lineage: Eukaryota; Viridiplantae; Streptophyta; Magnoliopsida; Solanales; Convolvulaceae.